Messenger RNA from Staurois parvus, 514 nucleotides. The record is from the annotation of a GenBank genome assembly. NCBI's taxonomy places the organism in Eukaryota, Metazoa, Chordata, Amphibia, Anura, Ranidae.
AUCAAGCUCCUAGGCAUGCAGACUGCUUCUACAAACAUUGGUGAAAGAAUGGGUCGCUCUCAGGAGCUCAGUGACUCCAAGCGUGGUCCCGUGAUAGGUGGCCACCUGGGCAAUAAGUCCAUCCGUGACAUUUCCUGGCUACUAAAUAUUCCACGCUCAACUGUUAGUGGGAUUAUAACAAAGUGGAAGCAACUUGGAACAACAGCAACUCAGCCACCAAGUGGUAGAUCAUGUCACAUGACAGAGCGGGGUCAUGCUGAAGCGCACAGUGCGCAGAAGUCGCCAACUGUCUGCAGAGUCAAUAGCUAAAGACCUCCAAACUUGGUGUGGCCUUCAGAUGAGCCCAACAACAGUGCGUAGAGAGCUUCAUGGAAUGGGUUUCCAUGGCCGAGCAGCUGCAUCCAAGCCUUCCAUAACCAAGUGCAAUGCAAAGCGUCGGAUGCCGUGGUGUAAAGCAUGCCGCCACUAGACUCUAGAGCGGUACUUGCCUGACUGCAUUGUGCCAAGUGUAAGG